AUGGAUGGGAAACAAUAUAGAUGCGUGCUUUGUAAUAGAAAGGCCUCUCCUGAUGAAAGACGCCCAGCUAGUACAUUUCUGGUAAUAUUACGCAAACAUUUUUCCUUAAAUGUUGAGGAAACAGAUGUUCUCUGUAACAAGUGUCGUCACAAGUGUCGGAAAGUCAAAGACUCAGUGACAAGGGAAUCUGUGUUGCCAAGAAUAGCUCCCCAAGAGGAAACAGAGGAUCCAACAUUUGCGUCACCCAAGCAGAAGCGUCCAAAACAUGCAUUCCCAAGUCCCCCAUCUGUACCCUUGCCUAUUCCAUCAUCAUCACAGAGCCAUGGUUACUGCUUUGUUUGCAAGAAACCAGGACCAAAGCUUGUGGCUGUUUCCCAUCAUGUUCGGCUGUUAGUGUUUAUAAGGAGAGAAAUCAUCAUUCCAUCUGGAGCAAGAUGCUGUGUGCGACAUCUAGAAAAUGGGAAAAUGGUUGAUGAUGCUAUGCAGCAGAUCAGGACCAAUGAAAGCACAACGCUCAACAAAACAUUCAUCCUCAGUCAUAAAGGUAUCAACAAUUUGCAUGAAAUCAAGAUACAUGAUAAUGACUUGCGAGAGAAGGCAUUCCAACAGUCAAGGCUUGACUUUGAUGAUGAAAGCUGUAUGGAUGACGAUGAGUAUAGAGUACUGACUGGAUUUUCUCGACGGGAAUUUCACGACAUUGUAUCGUCAGUUACCAGCAUCAACUCAACUAGAAAUCGGAGCAAGAGGACAUGUAUUGCCAUCCUCCUGAUGAAACUUAGAUCAGCUCUUUCUAACAAACUGCUUGCUGUUUUGUUUCAUAUGACUAAAUUUCAAGUUCGCCGAGCUAUAGUUUCUGCUCGAACUUCACUUAUGAGAGACUUUGUGCCACACAAUCUUGGAUUUAACCACAUAACACGUGAGGAGGUGAUCCAGAACCACACCCGACAACUGGCCAGAAAUCUCAUGACUGAAGAUGUUACAUCGAAUCCAGCAAUUUUGGUUCUUGAUGGAACAUAUAUCUAUAUACAGAAAAGUUCAAAUUUUGCUUUUGCUCGUAGAUCAUAUAGCAUGCACAAACACAGGCCUCUUGUGAAACCGAUGAUGGUGGUGACAACGACUGGGUACAUUGUGUCAGUUCUUGGCCCCUAUCUAGCAGACAGUAAGAACAAUGACGCCAGCAUACUGAGGCACAUGAUUUACCAUAAUGCUGAGGAACUCAGGAACUGGCUUCAAGAGGAGGAUGUGUUUGUAGUGGACCGUGGCUUCAGAGAUGCCCAAGAUGUUCUGGAAGAUGUUGGGAUAAAGUUAGAGAUGCCAGCAUUUAUGAAACGGGGAGAGAAGCAGCUCUCAACUAUUGAUUCUAACUUAUCAAGAGUAGUGACAAAGGUGCGAUGGGUAGUUGAAGCAUGUAAUGGACGCCUGAAACAGUGGCAGUAUUUGUCCAAGACCUUGCCAAAUUCCCAGAUCCCAUUCAUUGGUGACUAUGUUAGAAUUGUUGCAGCCCUCUGUAACAAGUAUAGGCCUCCAAUUAGUAGAUCAUCAGAAGAGGAUGAACAAGUUGCUGCAAAAAUGCUCCAUCUUUCACAGAGAGCAAAUACACUACAGGAACGUGUUGAAGGUGAGGGACUGGAUAGAAGAGGAAUGCGCUGGUCAAAAGUGGAUGUGGAGAAUGUAGCUCCAGAUUUUCCAUGCUAUGAUGAAAGUGAACUGCGCCAACUUACGCUCGGGGUAUAUCAGCUGCGCAUGGCCCUCUCCUAUGCUCAGGAACAUACUGACGCAGACGGUGGAUUUGAAAUCCUCAUCAAUGACGAGAUUCCUGGAUUGUUGUGUGCCAAAAUUCAAAGCAGACAUAUAUCCGCAAAACAGUACAGAUGCUGGGUCAGUUUUGGUGAUGGAGUGGUCGAUGGAUGGUUUUGCAAAUGUAAAGCUGGCACCAGAGUUGUUGGGAUGUGCGGCCAUGUUACCAGUGUUAUCUGGUAUCUCUCUUUUGGACGAUAUCAGAAUUCACUAAAGGGGGUUCGAAACUGGAUUGCAUCACUGGAAGACGCCUCUGACAUCCCUGCCAUCAUUGAUGAAUCGGACAGUGAUGAAGAUGAAGGUUGUGUUGAAGAGUGAGAGAAGAAAGAGGAAAGUAAGAAAGAAGUUGUUUUGUGUAUGAGAGAGAGAAAGAGAGAGAGAGAGAAAGAGAGAGAGAGAGAGAGAGAGAGAAUACAUGUUUGGAAUUGGUGUGCCUCAGUGAUUUGAACUUUUGUUACCAGGGUAGUUGUCAUUAUUUGUGUAUUUAAGUGUUACAUGUAUAAUGUAUUUGUUAUUUAAUUUCCUUGUUCGAUAAACUUGUUUUCUUCAUUUUAGUGUCUUUCUUUGAUUUUUAUAAUUUUGAUAGAAAA
Magallana angulata is the source of this 2387-nucleotide messenger RNA. RefSeq lists its product as uncharacterized. Lineage: Eukaryota; Metazoa; Mollusca; Bivalvia; Ostreida; Ostreidae. The transcript has 5 exons. Bases 1 to 2115 code for a protein of 704 amino acids. The record is from RefSeq and is a predicted model, not a curated record.